Magallana angulata is the source of this 1590-nucleotide messenger RNA. RefSeq lists its product as uncharacterized. The record is from RefSeq and is a predicted model, not a curated record. NCBI's taxonomy places the organism in Eukaryota, Metazoa, Mollusca, Bivalvia, Ostreida, Ostreidae. Bases 171 to 1223 code for a protein of 350 amino acids. The transcript has 2 exons.
AAAACAAAUGGACCUCGUCAUAUACUCCAGUUAAAUGAGGACAAAAGACACCCAAGAUUUAACCUGUGCGAUUUAAAUCGGAAGUAAUUUUUAAACAUCACAUAGGCCUAUGUCAUUCCGUCGAUGUACGCACAUCUACAUACCACCAGAGUUCUGUACAUGAGUAGGUAAUGGAUAGUUAUGCAGUUCAUAGGCUAGCACCGAAGAAAGAAACAAAAACAACAAACAACAGAGGGAAAUCCCCGUUGCUGCAAUUACUGAAAAGGACAACUUCCCGGGCUAAUAUAUCCCCCAUGAUAGACGGAGAGUUUGAGGAUGAUUUUGGUAUCAAUCAUCAGAGCGAAAAUGGGCAGGUCCAGAUGUGUAGUCUGUCUCCAAAACUAUCUUUCGAUUUCAAGCAGGGAUCCAAAUCCGGAGACCAUGAUCCUGGGGGAAUUGUUCGUGCUCGGAAAGAAAAUCUUGUCAUCCUGGAUUCUGUCUCAAGAAAAAUGAAAAUGUUCAAGAGAGUGGAAAAUAAUAAAAACGAGCUACAAUUCCGUUGUGCCACAACAUACAGCUUUUCAGAGCAUUGCCAUGGCGUUGCCUCCGUGAAAGAAAACAUGCUCGCUGUGACGUCGGAUAAGAAAAUUGAGUUUUUCAGAGUGAGAAGGUCAAAGCUUAAAUGUUCAUCGACGACCAUUAGAACCCCUUCAAAAUGCUUCGCAAUAACAGCUACUUCUAAGAAAGUUUUCUUUAUUGCACAACUUUCUUCCGUACAAGGAUGUAUAAAGUGUUACCAAAGAAUCAAAGGGACUUUCAAAUCCCACUGGGAGCUGGAUUAUAUUAUUGAACGUCCAUUUGGCGAAACUCUGUCAAUUCAUUCUUUCUUGGUGGCUGAUGAAGAGGAAUCCACUGUAUAUUUCACAAAUCCUGAGAGUAGAUUCCUUGCUUCGAUGUCGUGCCGUGGGGAGAUGAUUCGGAUAGCUCGCUUCGACUGGACACCCCGGGGACUGGCAGUUGUGGGGGAAUAUCUAAUCGUUGACAACGACACCGCACACUCUCUCUGCUUGACGAAUAAAAACGGACAAGUUCUCAGGACCUUGAUAAGCAAUCUUCACGAAAAUCCAUCUCAUUUAUGUUAUAACCCAUUGUCAAAAGAACUGUUCAUGUGUGCACUGCGUUCUCCAAAAAUUCGUGUGUAUUCAGUUCACAAUUCUGAUGACGCUGGAGUGAGCGAGUGUUAGUCCAAGAGCUUGCAGGGACCCUAUAACUAAGGGAAAAACCAUUUUAUAUGUAGCAUAUUAUGUACAUUGUGAGGAAGCUUUACGUUGUUUUUUUUUGUUUUUUGUUUUGUCCUGCAUGCAAAUGAAUGUACAGUUAUACAUAAAGCAAAUCCUAAAAGUCUACGUAAUUCUGUGAAUUUUCAAGAACAGAUGUGUUCAUUAUUUGUAAGUUUUAUAGUCAAUCAUGUGCAGUUUGAUUUUUACAUUUAUACAUCUUUUUCAAUUUUGUAAGUAUACGUUUCUGCAUUGGGGUUUUCUCUUUUGUAUUUUUUUUUUUUUGGAAACAAAACUUUUUUUCUAGUUUAAUAAAUCGUUUGCACCUUCCAAA